AUGGCUCAGAAUAGCAUACUCACCCCAAUUGUCACCUUCUUUGUAAAUGAGUUAUGGGAGCCAAUCAAGAAGCAUAUUGGCUACUGUUUGAAGCCUGAAACCAACGUCAACAAUCUAGCAAAAGCUGUUGAUGAAUUGAGGAAUUCAAUACAUGCCACUGAGGAGACCAUCCAGUUAGGUGCACGCCAAGGCAAGAGACCAAAGGUACCAGCAGUAACAAGGUGGACAGAGAGUGCUCGGUCUAUGGAAGCAGAAGCUUGCAGAAUGAGCAACAAGUAUGCAGCAAGGGCCCUACAUAUCUUUGGCUGCUCCUGGAAUUGUUGGUCCAACUGCAAAAUUAGCAAAUCUGCUGCAAAGGUUAAAGCUGAUAUUGAAGAUAUUAACAAGAGAUCACUUCAAAAGGAUGAUAUAUUAAGUUUGCUCCCACCAGUUGGUUUCGAGUUGCCUUUACCAGCAAACAUCGUAGGCCAGGAACACUACAGAAACAAGGUUUUCGGUUGCAUCGAGGAAGGCGCUACGAGCACCAUUGGCAUAUGUGGCAUGGGAGGGUCAGGAAAAACUACUCUCCUUAAACAAAUCAGCAACUACUAUACCUCUGAAAGGCCUGGAUUUGACCAUGUCAUGUUUAUUGAAGUUGGCAAGCAACUAGACUUGAUGGCAGUUCAGCAGAACAUUGCUUCUGGACUAGGACAGUUGCUAACAGAUGGAGAAGAUGAAACACACAGAGCUAGAGCUAUUUUCAACUUUUUAAAGGAAAAGAAAUUCCUAUUGUUGAUUGAUGAUCUCUGGGACAUGCUGGACUUAGUGAAAGUUGGUAUACCGCACGGUUUGAAGAAAUGUUCCCUCCCAAAUAGCCAGAUUGUAGUGGUCACAACACGAUCUUUGGAAGUCUGCGGUAGAAUGCGUAUCUUUGAAAAUGUUAUACAGUUGAAAUGCCUGAAUUCUGAUCAUUCGUGGCAGCUGUUUAAAGACAUUGUUGGUGGAAAAAAGAUGGAAGAUGCUCGAAUAAGGGGAUGUGCGGCGAAGAUUGCUGCAAAAUGUGGAGGUCUUCCACUAGCAAUUAAGAUAACUGGGCAGGCUGUGGCAUCCAAGGUAGCUUCAGAAGAACGGGAAUACAGUUUGAUGUUAGUAGAAGAUUCAGUUUUCCAUCAGGUUUCUAGUUCAGAUAACGAACUCUUUCCUAUAUUGAAAAUUAGUGACAGCUUGCAAAGUGAUGUGAUUAGAAUGUGCUUCCUAUUAUUUGCCGGGGGCCAUGGACUGCUAGGCGAGGAUGAUGAUAUUGAAAGAACUUACUUGAGAGGAUAUACUAUUGUUGAAAUUUUGAAAAGAUCAUUCUUGAUUGAAUCCUCUGAAAAAUGGGACAAAUGUGUGAAAAUGCACCAUGUUGUUCAAGAUCUGGCCUUGUGGAUUGUAGCGACAAAACAGAACGGGACGCAUAAAGAGAAGUGGCUGGUGGACCAAAGAGAACACACCCGACCAGAGGUUUGGAGCACCGCUGAUAGAAUUUUCCUCUUUGGUGAUGAUAUCAAGACAAUUCCUAGUUCUUGCAGCUGCCCUGACUUAUUAACAUUAAUGCUAGUAAACAAUGAGCAUAUUUCUGAGUUCCCAGCUGAUUUUUUCUCUACCAUGAAAUCACUCAUUUAUUUGGACCUUUCUGGAAUACAGAUCCAAGAAACACCACCAGAAAUCGGAGCAUUAACAAGCUUGCAGUUCCUUGACCUUUCUCGGACACCAAUACAUUCACUGCCAGUGGGUCUGGGACUGUUGGAAAAUCUAAGGUACUUAUAUUUGCAGUGCACUUUCAGUCUCCAAAAUAUAUCAAAUGGUUUGCUAUCUAGACAGAAGAUGUUAAGGUGGUUAGAUUUAUAUCGAUGUCAUGAUUUGGCAAUUGAUUACUCAGCACGAUAUAUCGAAGAACUCAAAAGUUUAACUAGGCUAAGGGAUAUUGGCUUUACAGUACAAGAUUCAGACUCCAUGUUGAAGAUCUGUAACUUGCCCAAAGCCUUUGUAAGCUACCGAGUAUAUCCAUCUCUCAUUGCAGCAACCUGA
Molecule: messenger RNA, 2049 nt
Organism: Aegilops tauschii subsp. strangulata
Lineage: Eukaryota; Viridiplantae; Streptophyta; Magnoliopsida; Poales; Poaceae
Source: RefSeq, a predicted model, not a curated record